This is a messenger RNA of Striga hermonthica, 831 nucleotides long. Lineage: Eukaryota; Viridiplantae; Streptophyta; Magnoliopsida; Lamiales; Orobanchaceae. The record is from the annotation of a GenBank genome assembly.
AUGCACCGCGGGACCAGACGACCGUGCUCUUUAAGGUGGAGGAAUGUGCUGGCGGCAGCAGGAGGCGGAGAUCGGCGGUGGGUGGCGGGGACCGGCUUGUGUAUGACGAUGAUGUGUGUGUUUUGUUUCUAUGUUAGAGAGAACGGGGCGUGGGGUGGGAUAGGGUUAGCUGCUAGGUAUGCACUUCCGGCCAUCUCCAUCAUACCAAAUGCAGCUAGGUUUGUUUUCAUGGAUGCCAAGAAAUUCAUGCAGCUGGUGGAGGAGAAGAAGAAGAGAGUCCUGGCCAAGAAGGAAGCCCCAUUGAUAUGGGAACAGAAGCUUGAAGCUGCUGCUAAAGCAAAAGCCGAUGCCGAAGCCAAGGAGAAAAGGUCGAAAUCUGCCAAACUCAAGAGAAGGUCGCAAUCACCAUCUGAUUCCGAUACCGACAGCCACGAGAAGCGGACAAAAAAAUCUCACAAGAGGAUAAAAGACAAGAAAUCAAAGCAUAAGCCAAAGAGACGAUCGUCAGGUUCAAGCUCCUCGGAUUAUUACUCGAGCGACAGUGACGAAGAUGAUUAUAAAGGUGUGAGGAGAAAUAAGCACCAUCGGCGUUGGCACUCGAGCCAUUCGGACUCAUCAAGUGAUGAUGAAAAUGAAAAGAGAGAGAUAAGGCGUAAGAAACAUCACCGCAAGCAUCACAAGAAGUCGGACUCGGAUUCUUCUUCAACUGAUGACGAGUCUGAGCAAAGGAGGCACCGCAUAAAGCGCCACAAGCAUCAUCAUCAUCAUCAUCAUAAUGACAGAAGGUCUCAUAGUCAUGACACGUCGGGUUCGGAUGAUGAUAGAAAAUAG